AUGAAACUAGCACCUAAACUCAGCCAAGACGGAUAUGUCCUGAUACACAAGAGGAUCUAUAAAGAUAACGGAGUUAUUUGGGCCAUCGCCGAAGGAUCCUACGUGGAUGCUCCACAUAUCUCCGAUCCCACCACCCGCAUACCCAAUCUCACCACUCGAACAAUGAACAGUUCACAUUCCUCAGAGCCACUAGACGGCACCGUUGUCGACCUCUUUGACCAAUGGGCCGAGAAAUCCCCAGAGAGAGUCGCAGCGGAGUGGCAAGGCGAAUCCCUCACCUACGGGGCUCUCCGCGACGCCUCUCUCCAUGUUAGUCGCGCGUUAUUAUUGGCCGGCGUACGGCCACGCGCCCGAGUGCCGCUGUUGACCCAGAUGUCGCUGGAUAUGCUUCCGGCAGUGAUCGGGAUUUUGAGGGUAGGGGCCUGCUAUGUACCAAUGGAUGUGGCAGCCUGGAGUCGUACUCGGAUCGAGGCCGCACUCUCCGACCUGGCCUCCCCGGUAGCGGUCAUCACUAGCCCUUGUCCCCGCCUCCAUUUACCUGUCAUCACGGUGAAUUUUCAGAGGGAAGGGCUUGUCUCGUCACCAUCGGACAAGGACGGCCUACGAGUGGAGCUGGAGGCACGCCGAAGCGGAAUGCGCUCCGAGGACCUUGCGUGGAUUAUCUUCACCUCGGGCACAACGGGCAAGCCGAAAGGCGUGAUGACGCCGCGGAGCAAGGAGGUCGGUGCCUGCUUGCGUUCUCCAUCGCCUUCGAUGGCUGUGCUGCAGUUGUCUGGACGACUUUUGUCCAAGGGUGCCACGCUGGUGAUGGCCUCACCAUCAGACUUCCCAGAGGUCGCGACGACUUGCCAAUCCUUAAACUUGACACCAUCUAUGCUUGCUGCGUUGGAUCCGUCGAGCUCUUACGAUCGCGUGCGCUAUAUAUUCCUGGGGGCUGAAGCGCCAAAGCUGGAGGUUGUGCGACUGUGGAUUACGAAAAGCAGAAAAGUGUUCACCACGUACGGUCCGUCAGAAACGACAUGCGUGAUCAGUUUCGGGGAACUGCAUCCGGACCAGGAGGUGUCUUUUGGCGAACUUAUCCCCGGGGUGAAGGUUGUCUUGGUCAAUGAGGAGAUGAAGGAGUCCAACUAUGGCGAGGUCCUGAUCUCAGGGCCUGGCUUGGCUGCUGGAUAUCUCAACAAUCCUACACUAACAGCGAAAAAGUUCAUCAAAUGGAACGGAGAGCGCUUCUACAGGACAGGGGAUCUCGCACGCAGGACCGAAGACGGACAGCUGAUAUGGGCAGGUCGCGCAGAUCCGCUCGUCAAGAAUCGCGGCUUCUUGAUCAAUCUGGAGACUGAAGUUGAACCAGCGAUGCAGGCUUAUCCUCAGGUCAACUUAGCUGUGGCUUUCCAGUGGCGUGAUAGGCUUGUGGGUUGUGUGCAGCCGUCCACAGUUGAUGUUGAAGAACUACGCAAAUUUACGCAGAGUCGUGCAGAUCCGUUUGUCAUCCCUGAUAUGAUCUUCACCAUGAAUAGCUUCCCUCUCAAUGUUAAUAGUAAGACAGAUCGCUUAGCGCUCCAGGCCCAAUUGGACGAGAAGCUGGGCCAAGAUGAUGAUCCCGACGAAAGCGCUUCUCUUCUUGAGACAGACAGUCUAACGGCUUAUGACGCGUUACGUUUGGCCUUUUCCCGGUGUCUGCAGAACAGAUUCAGGAAUAUGGACCGGAGCUCGUCUUUCACGCGACUGGGAGGAAACUCAUUGGCGGCCAUUCAAGUUUCAAACUUUCUGAAGCAGCGAGGGUACUCGAUUCUAGCUGCGCAAGUCCUCAAACUAGACACGAUCGAACGGCUGGAAGACCGCCUGAGAAGCCAGUCUAACUUCGAAGUUGCGGAAGGAGGGAGCAGUAGCUUGCAGGCUACAGCGACACCUGUGCAGAGGCUCUUCCUCACCCGGUCUUUAGAGACACCACAUACCUUCGCUAUCAUCGGCCUGACAAAGUACAUCGGCGACUCCUCCCAAACUCCUACAGCCAGUGACCUGCGUGGCGCUAUGGAAAAGACGCUCUCAGCACACAUUAUCUUCAGCACGCGCGUGUCUGAAGACGAGUUCGAGCAAGCCUGUGAGGCAGCCGAAGAAGAAUCAUGGCAGGCCGUGAGCAGGACGACGCGCGCCGACAACGAAGUCCCGUACUGCGCGGUGACCUGCAUCUCUGUGCCUGGCCGCAGAGCACUCGCCUUUGUGACGCGGAUCCAUCACGUCCUCACCGAUGUGUUCUCCUCUGCCAUCCUGUCGCAGGAUCUGGAAACCGCCCUAGCAGGUGGCGAAGUAGCACCAGGCCCCCGGUUCGAGGACUUCGCGCGGUUCAUGCACAGCUACACACAAGCCAACAUCGAGCGGGCGACGCAAUGUUUCACCAAGAUGCUAGAGCCCCUACCGGCCUCAUGCGUCCUGCAACCCCCGGCCCCGAAAGAACCUCCCCCACCGGAAGCCCUCAAUCUCAUCCGUCUCCAGUCAUCCCCUUCCAUCACACGGGCCGCCCUCGACGCCUCAUCUCGCCGUCUCUCCGUGACCCCCAGCACAAUGAUCUACGCUGCAUGGGGGCUCUUCCUCCAUAGAAUCACCUCGUGGACCCGCGUCUGCUUCUCCGUUAGUCUCUCGGGCCGCACAGUCCCGUGGCCAUCGGCCCCCUCCGUUGUCGGACCCCUUCUCUGUCGCUCUUUAUUCAGCACCAGCAUUGGCAAGGACGCAACCGUCCACGACUGGCUCGCGACGGUGCACGAGACCACUCUCGAUAUCAUUGAGUUCGAUGGGCUCACGCAUUCGCUGCCUCCAUCUCUGAUGGCCGACCCCCGCACGAACACAUCCAACGUGCUCUGCUUCCUGGACGUCCCCGAACCGUCGCGGAAUUGCAGCCACAAGGACCGCCAGAGGUAUUAUUAUACGCUGUCCUGGUACAUCACCCAGCGGGGUGAGCAUGUGGCGACGGAGUUUGAGGUUCAGUUGGAGAAGGUGGAUCUAUACUUGGGCGAUGGCCGUGGCUGGUCUGCCCGGGGAGAUCUUGUCAGGACUGAUCAACGCGACGGAUUCUACACGUGUCGCGGAGUUAAUUGCCGCUAA
Aspergillus alliaceus is the source of this 3099-nucleotide messenger RNA. RefSeq names its product putative NRPS-like enzyme. Gene Ontology annotation, cellular component: cytoplasm. The record is from RefSeq and is a predicted model, not a curated record. Gene Ontology annotation, biological process: secondary metabolite biosynthetic process; amino acid activation for nonribosomal peptide biosynthetic process. Lineage: Eukaryota; Fungi; Ascomycota; Eurotiomycetes; Eurotiales; Aspergillaceae. Gene Ontology annotation, molecular function: catalytic activity; phosphopantetheine binding. The coding region runs from base 1 to 3099 and encodes 1032 amino acids. The transcript is spliced from 3 exons.